GUGUAUAUAUAUUGAUGAGAGAGAAAGACAGACCCAUUACAUGUAUGAGAGAGAGAGAGAAAGUGAGCAGCUUUUGCUUUUUAAUGCUCCCCAUUUCAUCUCUACCGAUUCUUUUUAUUUAUUUAUUUAUUAUCUUUUCUGAAAAUCGUGUACCCUUUUGAUCUCUCACUCUCUCUCUCUCUCUAAAACUCGCUUUCUCUCUCUAGCUAUGCAGCAGCAGCAGCAGCAGAAGGGUGAUGGUGUGCAGGUGAGAUGGCCGUAUUGCUGUUGAUGAUGAUGAUGGCUCAGAGAGAGAGCAAUGCUAAAAACACCAACGACGAAGUUAAACCCACCAUUUUUCAUGACUUUCUGGGUCGGAGCUGUGCCUCCGAUUCGUCUCCUGCUGCGACGGUGAAGCCGGGUGUCGGCGGAGAUGUGCGGGUGUCGGAGGCGUCGCUGGCGGCCUCCGCCUCUGUUGGUGGUUCUUCUGGCGGUGGCCGUGGACCCAUCUCCGCCACUUCUGAUCUGGGUUCUGAUAGACAGGUUGCAAAUCAUUUUGAGGGGGUUCCAUUCUAUGGCCCUAGGAGUGAUCUCACCGGGACUGAGAUGAGUAACCGAUUCGCUGGAAAUAAGCGAAGUAAUUCAGAUUCAGCUUUCACGGGGUCAUCCAGAGAUGGGUUUCCACAAGCGGGACCAGAAUCCCUCGAUGGCUUGCAUUUGAUGAAGAUACUUCGAAAUGCAGGGGGAGAGAGGCCUAGGCAUUCCCAUGAUGAGGCUAUGAUCUUUGGUAUGCAUCCGAUGAGGCCAACUCCAACUUCUCGUGUAUUACAGCCACCUACUCGCAGUAGGACCGAUGCCAGUGGGUCCAAAUGGGAGCGAGCUAUUCCCUUGAACGUGGGCCCUUCGAUGCAGUAUCCUCCACGGGUGGGCCAAGUUGCUACUUUUGGGGGUCAAGUACCUUCAAACAGAUUCAAGGAUGCCAAUUUAGGUCCUUCGGCUAUAUCUCAAACAGCUGCUGAUGAAGGGUCUCGCACUGGAAUUAAAGGGUCUGGAAUUUUGAGCUCCAUUAAUGCUAGCAGUGGAGUCUCUGAUAGAAACCCAUCUGGGGUGCUGCUGCCUGGUAGUAAGCAGAAGUCCGGAACUCAUAAUUCCGAGCCAGAAUCUUUGACUCCGAGACCUAGUCAACAUGGAUCAAUAUCUUCCAGUCGCCAGAUGACUAUAUUUUAUGGUGGUCAAGCCCAUGUUUUUGAUGAUGUUCACCCGAACAAGGCAGAUGUGAUAAUGGCAUUAGCUGGAUCAAACGGAGGAUCUUGGUCCACAACUUUUGUACCAAAAUCUACUGCACCAGUCCCUGGUGAGAGCUACAUACCGAGUGGAGAGAAAGAAACAGGCAUGGCCAGCAAUUUUGCAUCAUCACGGGAAUUUCAAAGGAGGUUAUCCAUGACGGGGACCUCCAAUCAUGGGUUUGGUUCUGGUAAUCAAAUAUCAGUACCCCCAGGGAGUCAUCAAGGCAGCACGACAGCGAAAGAUGGAAAAGCCCCAGUUCAGGUGGAAACCAGGACUGAAGGGAAACAGGAGAGAGUUGAUUAAGCAGAUGGGGGGAUUGCCACUAGACUCAGAAGUUGUCGACUUCCUGUACGCUUUUAGUUUUUGCCAUCCUCUGAUUCUAAACAAGGAGAAACUUUCUUUUCCAUAGGACCAUAGUGUUGUUUUGGUGACAUUUUUAAGGCAUUUCAACUUUGGGUAAUCAAUCAAGACUCAAAUUUCAAGUUUCUUAGUUUGAUCUUACAAAUUUUCUUGAAUUUUGUGAUGAUCCUAUUUUGGAGGCCUCUUUAAAUGUAGGAGAAAAGGCAUUUAGCAGAGAAAGACCUAUGUUUUGUUUUGAUCUCCUAAAUCUCCAAUGGGUUCAUGAACUAUUUUACUAUCAAGGAAGAAUACCAUCUUCAAUUAGUUCUUCAAUGCAA
This is a messenger RNA of Camellia sinensis, 1943 nucleotides long. It is a transcript of the gene TIFY8, whose product is annotated as TIFY domain protein 8. Gene Ontology annotation, biological process: response to wounding; regulation of jasmonic acid mediated signaling pathway; regulation of defense response. Lineage: Eukaryota; Viridiplantae; Streptophyta; Magnoliopsida; Ericales; Theaceae. The record is from RefSeq and is a predicted model, not a curated record. Gene Ontology annotation, cellular component: nucleus.